ACUGUGAUCUUUUUUACGGAAGAAAAAGGGGUGAAAGAGUCGGGGGGGAGCUCAAAAUUGAACUAUCUUUUGAUUGGGCUUCCCAUUGUGCGAGACGGCGCUACACACGCGCUGAGCUGCACUGCCCCCCAACUGCACUGGCAGAAAGUGAGCUCGAGCGCAGAGGUGCCCGUCCGAAAGAGAGACGGUGAUUACAGUCGUACAGUAUCAUCUCACAAUGCUACAGGAAACGCUAAAGGAAUAAGAUUCACUUCAUGUAUUUUUUAUUUUGUGUGUUUUUGCAUUCUCAGAUGACCCUGUGCAACACUUUAUUUCGCUUGUGUUGAGCUUCUGUAGUUAUUCGUUAGUUAGUGUUUUUUCAGUCAUUGGACGGACAGCACAGGUGAAGAUGGCGAGGGGACCGCUGGUAGGAAUAACCUUCCACGCCGGUGACAGUUCUGCGCGCAUCGUUUUGUUAGUGUGGUCGCUCGUUUGCGUAGUUUCUGCUCAGGAGCUUCCUACCAGUGGAGUGAACGGAUUCAGCUUGCAUCCACCGUAUUUCAACUUGGCAGAGGGCACAAAAAUCACGGCAACUGCAACCUGUGGGGAGGACGAGAAUGGGCGUACAAUUCAGGACUUAUACUGCAAGCUUGUGGGGGGGCCUGUAUCGGGAGACCCGAGCCAGACUAUUCAGGGCCAGUACUGUGACACCUGCACCAUGGGUGACAGCAACAGGGCGCACCCCAUCACCAACGCCAUCGAUGGGACAGAGCGGUGGUGGCAGAGCCCGCCCCUCUCCCGCAGCGUGGGGUACAAUGAGGUCAACGUCACCCUAGAUUUAGGGCAGCUCUUCCACGUGGCCUACGUCCUCAUCAAGUUUGCGAAUUCCCCCAGACCUGACCUGUGGGUGCUGGAGCGGUCUAUCGACUUUGGGGAAACCUAUCAGCCCUGGCAGUUUUUUGCCUCAUCAAAAAGAGACUGCAUUGAACGCUUUGGCCAAAGCACAAUUGAGCGUAUCAACAAAGACAAUGAUGUCAUCUGCACAACAGAGUAUUCCCGCAUUGUUCCCCUGGAAAACGGAGAGAUUGUAGUUUCCCUGGUGAACGGGCGUCCAGGAGCCAUGAAUUUCUCCUAUUCCCCCGUGCUGAGGGACUUCACCAAGGCCACUAACAUCCGCCUGCGUUUCCUUCGCACCAACACCCUGCUGGGUCACCUGAUGGGCAAAGCACUCAGAGACCCCACAGUCACGCGCAGGUAUUACUACAGCAUCAAGGACAUCAGCAUUGGUGGACGGUGUGUGUGCAAUGGACACGCUGAGGCCUGCAAUGCUAAGGAUCCCAAUGACCCUUACAAGUGAGACCCAACACACCUUU
Messenger RNA from Anguilla rostrata (American eel), 1352 nucleotides. RefSeq names its product laminin subunit alpha-5-like. Gene Ontology annotation, cellular component: laminin-332 trimer; basement membrane. The record is from RefSeq and is a predicted model, not a curated record. The transcript is spliced from 6 exons. Bases 389 to 1336 code for a protein of 315 amino acids. Lineage: Eukaryota; Metazoa; Chordata; Actinopteri; Anguilliformes; Anguillidae. Gene Ontology annotation, molecular function: integrin binding. Gene Ontology annotation, biological process: tissue development; cell-cell adhesion; morphogenesis of a polarized epithelium.